AUGUUGGAGAAAAAGUUUGCUAAUAAAGAUUUAGGAAUUGAAUUGUCUUCAUUUAUUGACAAACAACAAAAUAUUUGGUUUGUUGGUAAAGAUGUAGCUACUUUAUUGGGUUAUAGUAAUACUAAAAAAGCUAUAUGGAAACAUGUUGAUAGUGAGGAUAAAAAGCUGUUUUGUUGGGGUACCCAAAAUGGGUCCGGCAACAAAUCUGAUUUACGAGGAAAAUAUUAUACUUUCAUAAAUGAAUCUGGGUUUUACUCGCUUUUGUUAACCUCUAAAUUAGAAACAUCUAAAAAGUUCAAACAUUGGGUAACUUCAGAAGUCCUUCCUUCAAUAAGAAAAUAUGGAUUUUAUAAAAUGUUUGACAACCCAAAUAACAAAAUGUUUAAAAUAGAAAAUGAGACAGACCUUCACUACAAAGUAGUUCAACUAAUUAGAAAUUAUUAUCCAGAUUCUAUAUUAGUAGCUGGAUUGGGAGAGAAUCAAGAUACAGAGGAAAAAAGACUAGAUUCCUAUAAGAAAGGAUAUCAACGAGGCCAACCAGAUCUAAUGAUUCUAGAUUAUCACAGGGAAUAUAAAGGUCUCUGUAUCGAAUUCAAAUCACCAACUAACAAUUACUGCGUAUCAGAAUCUCAAAUAAAGAUGAAAGAGAAGUAUCGAAAUAACGAUUACGCAUUUAUUCUAAGUAAUGAUUACGAUAAGAUCAGCAAACUUAUCCAUAAGUAUAUGGCUGGUGUUCGUAUUCUUUGUAAAUACUGUCCAAAAGCAUUUCGUAACAAAAAAACGCUAAAUAAACAUUACAAGGUUAUUCAUAGAAUUGAGAAAAAUAUUUAA
Molecule: messenger RNA, 831 nt
Organism: Porites evermanni
Lineage: Eukaryota; Metazoa; Cnidaria; Anthozoa; Scleractinia; Poritidae
Source: the annotation of a GenBank genome assembly